Tigriopus californicus is the source of this 960-nucleotide messenger RNA. RefSeq names its product proteasome subunit alpha type-7-like. The record is from RefSeq and is a predicted model, not a curated record. Gene Ontology annotation, biological process: ubiquitin-dependent protein catabolic process. Gene Ontology annotation, cellular component: nucleus; proteasome core complex, alpha-subunit complex; proteasome core complex. Bases 121 to 897 code for a protein of 258 amino acids. The transcript has 3 exons. NCBI's taxonomy places the organism in Eukaryota, Metazoa, Arthropoda, Copepoda, Harpacticoida, Harpacticidae.
UGCCCAUUUCCACAAUAAGUGCUCGGUCAUUCUGCCGUCCUCAAAUCCAUUGAUAGAUCUCCAUCCCAGGUCGAGUUCUAAAAGACCUUUUUCGCCUCCUCUGUGUCAUCCCAAUCCAUCAUGGCUUCCGGCUACGAUCGCGCUAUCACGGUUUUUUCGCCUGACGGCCAUUUAUUCCAAGUUGAGUAUGCGCAAGAAGCCGUCAAAAAAGGUUCCACGGCUGUGGGUGUUCGUGGCAAUGAUGUGGUGGUGUUGGGCGUGGAGAAGAAGGCCGUGGCCAAGUUGCAGGAAGAGCGGACGGUUCAGAAGAUUUGCCUCUUGGACGAUCACGUCAUGUUGGCUUUUGCGGGUUUGACGGCCGAUGCGCGGAUUUUGAUCAAUCAAGGCCGAGUGGAAUGCCAGUCCCAUAAACUGACGGUCGAGGAUCCCGUCACCCUUGAGUACAUCACCCGUCACGUGGCCGGUGUCAAACAGAAGUACACGCAAUCUUCGGGUCGUCGGCCUUUUGGCAUCUCUUGUUUGCUGACCGGGUUCGAUUAUGACGGCACGCCUCAUUUGUAUCAAACCGAUCCGGCCGGCAUCUACUCGGAAUGGAAGGCCAACGCCAUUGGCCGGAGCGCCAAAACCGUACGAGAGUUCCUGGAGAAGAACUACAAUGCGGAAGUGGCCACCAAGGAAGACGACACCAUCAAGUUGGCCAUCAAGGCCUUGUUGGAGGUGGUGCAACAAGGCGGCAAGAACCUGGAAGUGGCCGUGAUGCGGCGAGGUCGCAAGAUGGAAAUGCUGUCAGUCGGCACCAUCGACGAGCACGUCAAGGUCAUCGAAAAGGAAAAAGAGGAGGAAGCGGCCAAGCAAAAGCGAGAACGCGGAUCUGGCGCUGCGGCUCAAGAUUCGUAGACCGGUCGGUUGGAACUUGUUUUAAUGACCCUAAAAUAUAACCAUUGAGACCAUGAGAUUGUA